ACUCACAACCCCCGAAGCAAUAGCUUCAGUGCUUUGCCAAUCCUGUCGUGAAAUUAACUCCCUACGGAGGAAAAGUUACCCCGUGCCCGACUACACAUCUUAAGGGAAAGUCUGAAGCCAGACUAGAGACCUUGGCAUGCUUUAUCGUACCCCUAGCAUGUAAACAAACUUACCAUUUCUUUCAUUCAUAUAUAAAAUGUAAUAAUAGCAAAGAAAGAUGAACCCUCCAUUCGCAUUUAGCUGGAAGGGAAACAUACAAACAACAACUCAGCCGUGAUCUUAGACUGGACCAGUUCUGAAGGAUGACGUCGGAGAUCAGUGAACCAAUAAAAUUGCCCUGUGGGCUGGUCCUGCAGAAUCGAUUAGUUAAGGCUGCUAUGGCCGAGGCUAUGGCAGAUAAAACCCGCGUGCCUGACCAGAAGUUCACACGGGCUUAUGGCGAAUGGGGCAAAGGCAGGUGGGGUGGCUUGUUGACCGGAAACAUCCAGGUUGAUCCACGGAACCUGGGAAAUUAUUAUGAUCUUGCAACUCGUGAAUCCGCCCUGAGAGAGGAUCAGCUAGAUGCGUGGAAGCAAUACGCCGCCGCCUGCCAGGAGCAAGGCACACCAGUUAUCGCUCAGAUUUGCCAUCCUGGUAGGCAGUCCCUGAGAGGGGCAGGCGAAAGAGGCAUCUUUGGGACCCCAAUCGCACCCAGCCCAGUUCCGCUCAAACUUGGGGAUGGCUGCGCUGCGUCUAUCAUCAGGAAUAUUGCUUUUGGCGUUCCAAAGGAAAUGACUGUGUCGGAUAUUCAAGACGUAGUUCGGCAGUUUGUGAAUUCUGCUCGGUUCUUGGCGGAAUGCGGUUUUGCCGGUGUUGAGCUCCAUGCUGCUCAUGGUUAUCUUUUAUCUCAGUUUCUGUCUCCAAAGAGUAAUAUACGCCAUGAUAAGUACGGUGGUAGCCCUGAAAGGCGCGCUCGCAUCGUUCUUGAAAUCAUCGAGGAAACCCGCGCUGCGGUGCCUGAGACCUUCUGCAUAGGCCUCAAGCUCAACUCUGCGGAUCAUAGCGCGUUGGACUUUGAGGACACUAUGAAACAGAUCGGUCUAUUUGCGGAGUCUGGAAUAGACUUUCUCGAGGUAUCGGGGGGGACAUAUGAGGACCCAACGAUGAUGGGCCGUGGUAUGAAAGAAGAGACUGCAUCUGAGAGUGUCCAGCGUACCGCAGCAAGAGAAGCCUUCUUCUUUGACUUUGCUAAAGAGACGAGGAAACGCUUCCCAGGUCUCAUCCUCAUGCUCACUGGAGGUUUCCGAACUCGACGAGGUAUCCAAGCCGCUUUACAAGGCGGAGCGUGUGACAUCGUCGGCAUUGGGCGCCCGGCGGUUGUUUGCCCAAACUUCCCCGAACUGAUCCUGGAUGAUAAGUAUACAGACGAGGAAGCCAAAGUCAUUCUAGGAAAGGUACCAACCCCUCUAUGGGCGAGAUUCUUCCAGAUCCGUGCCUUGGGUGGAGGUGCCGAAACGCAAUUUUACGCUGGACAGAUUAAACGUAUGGCUACAGGGUAUGCUACCCGUGCGCCUUAAUGGAAGUACAUAAUUGAGCUGUUGUUGGGACUAAGAAAUUGAAAAUGGUACAUCUGUCUAUAAUCUAUCAAUGUUAUGCAGAAUCUUUACUGGCACGGGCCUGGUGGCCUGCUAUUUAUUAAUUUGUUUAUAUCCUUCCAUUAAAUGAAAAUCCAAUAAGGAAGUAC
Aspergillus pseudotamarii is the source of this 1723-nucleotide messenger RNA. Its product is annotated as NADH:flavin oxidoreductase/NADH oxidase family protein. Gene Ontology annotation, molecular function: oxidoreductase activity; FMN binding. The transcript has 7 exons. Bases 303 to 1556 code for a protein of 417 amino acids. NCBI's taxonomy places the organism in Eukaryota, Fungi, Ascomycota, Eurotiomycetes, Eurotiales, Aspergillaceae. The record is from RefSeq and is a predicted model, not a curated record.